Messenger RNA from Rhagoletis zephyria (snowberry fruit fly), 1174 nucleotides. RefSeq names its product neuropeptide SIFamide receptor. Lineage: Eukaryota; Metazoa; Arthropoda; Insecta; Diptera; Tephritidae. Gene Ontology annotation, cellular component: plasma membrane. Gene Ontology annotation, biological process: G protein-coupled receptor signaling pathway. Gene Ontology annotation, molecular function: neuropeptide Y receptor activity. The record is from RefSeq and is a predicted model, not a curated record.
UCUGUGUGCUGUCGAGUGUACUGCGUUGAACUCACCAACAACAUUUAUUCAGCUUUUGCAGUUCACGAACUGUCCAACUAUGGUUGCAUCGGCAGAUCCACAAAAUAUUAUUCAAAAAUUGCAAAAGUACAAACGUCUAAAUGGCACAAAUUUGUUGAAACCUCUGCACAAUCGAACACCAGCCACUGCAUCAAAGCAUGACAACUUCAAUUACAAAACUUCAACGGCUAAGCUUGACAGCACCAAGCCACAACAACAUCACAACAGCGAGACGGACACCACUACUAUAUCAGCAAAUAUGUUCAACACAAUUGACCAACAACAGAAUAAUACAAAUAAUUUUUUAGACUUAUUACGAAAUCCCGAAUAUGUGGAACAAUUUUCCGAAAUGAAUAACGAUUUACUUCACAUAACUUUGAAUGAAACCGCCGUCGUUGAGGUCGGCAUGUCGCUAUCCUCGCUGCAUGCAAGCAUCAUUGCACCAGCUGCCCUCUCACACACCACCACCACCACCACCUAUAAACAAAAUGAAACCAUUCAACUUUUAAGCACACCGAACAGUUUAGUUGUAGACACAUUGUUGGGUUCUGUGAUGACAACAGCCACUGCAACGGUGACAGGUGCUGCAACACCACUCACAGCUGAGGACCUGCUACUGGGCCAUAUUCAACCGGACACUGCCAGUGGUGGCGCAUUUACUAGCUUAUAUGCCAAUUUGUUGGCAGACAUUUCACCAUCGAGCGCUAUUGGAGUAGCAGCCGAAACGAUUUCAACGCCAACUGCCGCAAUGAUGCCGGAUUCUGAUAAUGCCAGCGUUUAUUGGGAACUUGGCGCGACUGAUUUCGAUGUACUCUAUCGGCACUCGCUGCUAAUGACAAUUGUCUAUUGCAUUGCAUACAUUGUUGUGUUUCUGGUUGGUUUGGUUGGCAAUAGUUUUGUGAUUGCCGUCGUUCUGAGGGCGCCACGAAUGCGUACGGUUACCAAUUAUUUUAUUGUCAAUCUGGCUAUUGCAGAUAUAUUGGUUAUCGUUUUCUGUUUACCAGCCACGUUGAUGAGCAACAUUUUUGUGCCCUGGAUGCUGGGCUGGCUGAUGUGCAAGACAGUGCCCUACAUACAGGGCGUAUCGGUGGCUGCAUCUGUCUAUAGUCUAAUUGCCGUAUCGUUAGAUAGGUAA